GCUCUUCCUGCUCAACCGGCCUGCGGGUGGCUUGGACUCUCGGGCCUCCCAUCCCCAACCCAUGGCUGGCUGCCCCUCCGCCGCCUCCUGGAGGCCCUCCAGGCUGCCCCCCGUCUGGCUGUGGGUGCCCUUGCUGCUUCUGCUGGACUGGGCAGUCCUGCGCCCGGUGCUGCCCAGGCUCCUGGCCUGGUUGAUGCCAACUGCAGGCCCACUGGGGCGGCUGUGGGGGGCCGGCCUGGCCCGCUGGGGCAUCCUGGGGUUGGGGGCACGUUGGGCAGGCAGGGCCCAGGGAUGGAGGGCAUCCCUGGGACCCUUGGUGGCAGCCCUGACCCUGGCAGUGCCCGGGCUGGCCUCGCUCCAGGCCCUGGGUGCCCCCGAGAAGGCAGGACCCCUGCACUGGGGGAGCCGCCCUGACGCCUUCGCCCUUGGGUACCUGGCGGCCUUGGCCGCCUUCGCCCUGUGGCACCACCUGGGGAGGCUGGCCCUGCCCAGGGGGCACGGAGGGCGCCUGCGGAGACUUCUGAGCUGUCUGGGACCCGAGCUGAGCCGGUUCCCGCCCGUCCUCAUCAUCCUGGUGCUGUCCUGCCUCGGGGAGAUGGCCGUACCUUUCUUCACCGGCCGCCUGACCGACUGGAUCCUGCAGGAUGGCGCCGCUGCUGCCUUCUCCCGCAACAUCGGACUCAUGGCCUUCCUUACCUUGGCCAGUGCCGGGCUGGAGUUUUUGGGUGACGGGAUCUAUAACAGGACGAUGGGCCACAUGCACAGCCGCCUACAAUCCCAGGUGUUCAGGGCUGUCCUGCGUCAGGAGAUGGACUUCUUUCAGCAGAAUCAAACAGGUGCCAUCACAUCACGGGUGACAGAGGACACGGCCGUGCUGAGCGAGUCCCUGAGCGAGAAGUUGAACCUGCUGCUGUGGUAUCUGGUCCGGGGCCUGUACCUCCUGGGGCUCAUGUUGUGGGCUUCUUCCCGCCUCACCCUGCUCACGCUGCUGGCACUGCCCCUGCUCCUCGUCCUGCCCAAGCUCCUGGCCAAGUGGCAACAGGGCCUGGCGGCACAGGUGCAGGCAUCGCUGGCCGAGUCGAGCCGGGUGGCGGUGGAGGCACUGUCUGCCAUGGCCACCGUGCGCGGCUUUGCCAACGAGGAGGGCGAAGCCCGCAGGUACGAGAAGCGGCUACAGGAAACGAGGCGACUCAACCGGAUAGAAGCAGGAGCCUACGCCGUCUCCAUGUGGACAAGCAGCCUGUCGGGGCUUCUGCUGAAGGUGGGGAUCCUGUUUGUGGGGGGACGACUCGUGAUGAGCAGCUCCGUGAGCAGCGGGGAUCUCGUCACCUUCGUCCUCUACGAGAUCCAGUUCACCACGGCCGUGGAGGUGCUGCUGUCCACAUUCCCCAGCAUCCAGAAGGCGGUGGGCUCGUCGGAGAAGAUCUUUGAGUACAUGGACAGGACGCCCCGCUGUCCACCCAGUGGCACCUUGGCCCCCGCCACCCUGAAAGGACUUGUGAAGUUCCAGGACGUCUCCUUCGCUUACCCCAGCCGGCCUGACACCCCCAUACUGCAGGGCGUGACCUUCACCCUGCGACCCGGGGAGGUGACGGCCCUGGUGGGGCCCAACGGCGCGGGGAAGAGCACGGUGGCCGCCCUGCUACAAGGCCUCUACCAGCCCACCGCUGGAUGCCUGCUCCUCGACGGUCAGCCCCUGGACUGCUACCAGCACCGCUACCUGCACGCCCAGGUAGCGGCGGUGGGCCAGGAGCCGCAGCUGUUUGGACGGAGCUUGCACGAGAACAUCGCCUAUGGGCUGGGCCCCCAGGGCCGGGACAAGGUCACCGCUGCAGCCUGCCUGGCCGGAGCCCACGACUUCAUCUCCGGCCUGGCCCAGGGCUACGACACAGAUGUGGGCGAGUCCGGAGGAAAACUGUCUGGGGGUCAGAGGCAGAUGGUGGCCCUGGCCCGGGCCCUGAUCCGAGAACCCCGGGUCCUCAUCCUGGAUGAUGCCACCAGUGCCCUGGACACCAAGAGCCAGAAACAGGUUGAGCGACUCCUCUAUGAUCAUGGGGAGCGGACGAGUCGGACGGUCCUGCUCAUCACUCAACGCCUCAGCUUGGCAGAGCGGGCCGCCCAGAUCCUCGUCCUGGAGGAGGGGGUCUUGCGGGAGGUGGGCACGCACGAGGAGCUCAUGGCGUGUGGAGGCCGCUACCGGGACAUGGUGGAAGCCCAGUGGGCCUCAGUGGAGCCAGAGGAUGAGGCUCCUCAGAAGUGAAGCAGCAUGGCUUAGUGGAUAACAUCAGGCCUGGGAAUCAGAAGACCCGGGUUCUAAUUCCAG
Molecule: messenger RNA, 2323 nt
Organism: Tachyglossus aculeatus (Australian echidna)
Lineage: Eukaryota; Metazoa; Chordata; Mammalia; Monotremata; Tachyglossidae
Gene: TAP1
Product: transporter 1, ATP binding cassette subfamily B member
Exons: 11
Coding region: 62-2260 (732 amino acids)
Biological process (GO): transmembrane transport
Cellular component (GO): membrane
Molecular function (GO): ATP hydrolysis activity; ABC-type oligopeptide transporter activity; ATP binding
Source: RefSeq, a predicted model, not a curated record